AUGCCCCCCAAGAAACUCGCCGUCGGCGCCGCCGGCCUCGGCCGCAUGGGCAAACGCCACGCAUUGAACUUCCUCAACCGUGCGCCCCGCGCAACCCUCGUGGCCGCGUUCUCGCCAGACCCCGAGGAAAUAUCCUGGGCAAAGCAGCACCUGGAGCCGCACGGCGUGACCCUAUACACCCAGUACGAGGAUAUGAUCGCACAUCCCGGGUUGCAGGCUGUUGUUAUCGGCACUGCGACGUCGGUUCAUGCCGAGGAGGCUGUCAAGGCUAUUGAACGCAAUCUUCACGUGCUUUGUGAGAAGCCGUUGAGUAUUAGUGUUGAUAUUUGCAACGAAGUCGUCUCCGCCGCCCGCGCCCGCCCACACCUCAAGGUAAUGUGCGGAUUCUCCCGACGCUUCGACGAAUCCUACAGAGCCGCCUACAAGAAGGUCGAAAACGGCCUCAUCGGCCGCCCCUCCGUUCUGCGCAGCCAAACAUGCGACAAGCACGACCCGUCGGGCUUCUACGUCGAAUACGCCAGCUGGUCCGGCGGCGUCUUUGUCGACAUGGCCGUGCACGACAUCGACCUGACCCUAUGGUUCUUCGGGUCCGACAUCAUCCCCAAGUCGAUUUCGGCUUAUGGUUUGACAGCCGUUACGCCUGAUUUGAAGAAACAUAAUGAUUUCGACAACGCCGUGGGGAUCGUCGAGUUCUGGAACGGGAAGAUCGCGUACUACUACUGCUCCCGGAUGAUGGCUCACGGGCAGGAAGACGUGACGGAGAUCAUCGGGACAGAGGGCAAACUCAGCGUGAACCUGAACCCCGCAGAUAACCUGGUGAACUACUACCACGCCGGCGGAAUCACGCGCGAAGUCCCGGCCACAUACUGGGGCCGCUUCGAGCAGGCGUUUGUGCGGGAGACGCAGGAGUUUGUGGACGCGUGCUUGGACGACACGCCGCUGCCGAUGAAGUUGGGGAAUGCGGUCAAGGCGGUGCAGAUUGGGGCGUGGUUGCAGGAGGCGCUGGUUUCGGGGAAGCAGCUCAAGUUUGAUGAGACGGGGAGGAGGGUUGAGGCUUCCAAGAUCUAG
This is a messenger RNA of Aspergillus calidoustus, 1068 nucleotides long. Lineage: Eukaryota; Fungi; Ascomycota; Eurotiomycetes; Eurotiales; Aspergillaceae. The record is from the annotation of a GenBank genome assembly.